AUGAGCAAUCAACCAUCAAGGCUUGCUUUGAAAUGCUUCAGAAAAAAGUGUUAAAUUAUGAAAUCUUCCAGGAGUUUAUGGAUUUAGAAUGUGAGAACCUGUCAGAUGAGUUCAAUUGUGGGAAUGAACCAUGCAAUCGAGACAAAAACAGAUAUCGAGAUAUUCUUCCAUAUGAUUCAACACGUGUUCCUCUCGGAGAAAGUAAUGACUACAUCAAUGCUAGUUAUAUUAGAAUAGUAAAUUCUGGAGAAGAAUAUUUUUACAUUGCUACUCAAGGACCACUACCAGACACCAUAAGUGAUUUUUGGCAAAUGGUUUUAGAAAAUCAAGCUAAUGUUAUUGCCAUGAUGACCAGAGAGAUAGAAGAUGGAACUGUCAAAUGCCACCGCUACUGGCCUAUCUCUCUUAAAAAACCUUUGGAAUUGAAAUAUUUCCGUAUCUUCUUGGAGAACUACCAGAUACUUCAAUAUUUCAUCAUUCGAAUAUUCAAAGUUGUGGAGAAGACUUUCAACAUCAAGAAUAUUGUGACCCAAAUGAGAGAACAUCGUUGUGGCAUGAUUCAAACAAAGGAGCAGUAUCACUUUUGUUAUAAAAUUGUGCUCGAAGUUCUUCAGAAAAUUCUGACUUUGGAUUAAGAAAGACUUCUGUUGCUUCUCACUUGAAAUUACCACGUGGCUUGGAACCUACUCACAAAGAACAUGUUCUAGCUGUGCCAAAGGGAUUUGCUGUCUAUACACAGUGAUUUCUUGAUACCUUCAAUUGAUUUUCUUUCUAAAGCUCCUUGAAAGCAGCAUACUUUGGUUUCCUGUCCACU
This is a messenger RNA of Echinops telfairi (small Madagascar hedgehog), 814 nucleotides long. It is a transcript of the gene PTPN20, whose product is annotated as protein tyrosine phosphatase non-receptor type 20. Gene Ontology annotation, biological process: protein dephosphorylation. Lineage: Eukaryota; Metazoa; Chordata; Mammalia; Afrosoricida; Tenrecidae. The transcript has 5 exons. The record is from RefSeq and is a predicted model, not a curated record. Gene Ontology annotation, molecular function: protein tyrosine phosphatase activity. Bases 33 to 635 code for a protein of 200 amino acids.